Messenger RNA from Neopsephotus bourkii (Bourke's parrot), 967 nucleotides. RefSeq names its product ETS domain-containing transcription factor ERF-like. The record is from RefSeq and is a predicted model, not a curated record. Gene Ontology annotation, biological process: regulation of transcription by RNA polymerase II; cell differentiation. The transcript has 2 exons. Gene Ontology annotation, molecular function: DNA-binding transcription factor activity, RNA polymerase II-specific; sequence-specific DNA binding. Gene Ontology annotation, cellular component: nucleus. NCBI's taxonomy places the organism in Eukaryota, Metazoa, Chordata, Aves, Psittaciformes, Psittacidae. The coding region runs from base 122 to 967 and encodes 281 amino acids.
GCUGCACAAGGAGGAAUUCCGCCACGUCAUCGCCUGGCAGCAGGGCGAGGACGGGGAGUUCGUCAUCAAGGACCCUGACGAGGUGGCCCGGCUCUGGGGGCGCAGGAAAUGCAAACCCCAGAUGAACUACGACAAACUGAGCCGGGCGCUGAGGUACUACUACAACAAGCGCAUCCUGCACAAGACCAAGGGCAAACGCUUCACCUACAAGUUCGACUUCAGCCACCUCCUCCUCCUCCGCUGCCCGCUGUGGGAUGCCCGCAGCCUGUGCCGGCCGCCUGCAAUGCCGAGCCAGGUACGGGAUCCACGGACCCCUCUGGGCACCCAGCACCAUCCCCCCUGCUGCCACAUCCCCUUCUUGUGCCCGCAGUGGGGUUCAAACGCGCUGCGCAGCCGGCACUGGGGUCCCCAGCACCCCGAUGCGCUGGGCAGGAGGGAGAGCACCCCUGGGAGCAGUGAGUGUGGGGCCAGCACCCGGCCAUGGGCACCGGCUCUGGGUGCUGGAUGCGGGCCGCGGGGCUUGGCGCAGGCAGGAGGGCGCUGCCUGCAUCCUGCCCGCGGUUCCUGGUCCCACAGCAGCACCCAGUGGCUGUGCUGGGAGAGGAUGGGGAGCCCCAUUCCCGCUCUCCUGUUGCCCUCAGGAUACAGCUCCGCGGCCCCCCCAUACUUGGGGGGCUCCUGCUGCCGGUUUGGGGGCCCGGAGCUGCUGCCCUGCCUGGCUGCCUGCCCCCCCCCGCUGGGACCCCCAACCUGGGACCCCUUCCCCUCCUGCCCCCCAGCUCCGCUGCUGCCCCCCAAGCCGGGGGUCCCCACAUCCCUGCUCCUGCACCCCCGUUUUCCCUAUGGAACGGGGCUGGAGCGCCCAACCCGGCCAGGACAGGAGAGCAAAGAGGAGGAGGAAGGCGCCACCGCUGGGGUGAAGCUGGAGCUCCAGGGCACCAGCAGAACAGGGGUGCCCCCCAUCUGA